AUGAAGAGAUCCUCGCCGUCGACAGGUACAUCGUUUCCGAGUUAUCAAUGUCAAAUAUGUUUAUCUACAUACUCCACAAUCGGACAUCUACGACGUCAUGAAGCUGUGCGUAAGUUGAUCCCCACCACUGCUAUUUUCCGCGACGCGGGAUAUAUUAACAUUGCAACUCAAAUAGACGCUGGACAGCGACUUUACGGGUGCCACUUUUGUGAUCAACACUUUUUCAGAUCAGAUGCUGCUAGAAGACAUUCAAAAUCAUGCCCGAUCAGGGGUGGGAGGCCAAUGCCUCAGCCAAGGCCAAGAGGAAAGCAAAAACAAUCAUGUGACUCUUGUGCGCGAUCGAAACGAGCUUGUAAUCAAGGACGCCCAUGUGAAGGUUGUCAAUUGAAUAACAUACCCUGCACCUAUUAUCGUUCGACGGGAAGCAAGGAUGGCCCGCAACCUUUGCAAGCUAUACAAGAUCCAGGGUCUUCAAUACAACCAUUGCAUGAUACCGCACCAACACAUUUUAAUCCGGCCAGCAACAAUGCGACAGCUUCUGGUAUACCAUCUCAAGAUCCUAGGAUGCAGUUUGAUUUUCUUCUCCAUUACACAAAGCCGGGAAGAGAGUCGCUUUUAGAUUUUUUUGGCACCCCAAUGACUAGCAGUAUAUCGACUCCAACCGUUUCUACCGCGAUGUCUUCAUCCCUUAUGCCAAAUUCCUCACUACUUGCUUUUCCCGGUGAUUUGGAAGACCUCAUGCAGAGCAAUGCACUGCCAAUACUAGAUGAUUUUGUCUGGGAUGGUGAACUCAACACUCUUCCAAUCAACUCGACCCUACGAAGCUCGUCUCAAUUGGAAGGCCGGCUCCAGGAGCUUAUAUCAAAACUUUCUGUCACUCAUCAAAGAUUAUCCGAGCUUUGUGAUGGAGACUUGCCGCCAUUUUCCGAAGAAAUAAAAACCAUUUUGUUCACUGUUCCUAAUUUGAUAGAUUUUACUCGAUUAUUUUUUGAUCAUUGGUAUCCUAAUUGUCCAAUCAUACACCAACCUACUUAUAACCUCGAGACAGUCUCGCUUCCAUUGUUAUUUGCCGUCUUCCUUAUUGGCGCAGCGUAUUCUUCACCUCGAGAUACGGCUGGCUUAGCAAAGGAAUGCGGUGCUUUAUGUGAGGAAUUUGUUUUCGAGAAUGAAGAACUGAAAGAAAUGCUUUGUUCGGAACAGUAUAGUGAAAAAUCGACUAAUCUCCAAAUUAUCCAAGCAGCAUUUCUUGUAUCAGUGCUGCAAAAUUGGCAAAAUGGGCAACUCGCAAGGAAGAAAAUGCGUAACAGACGAUAUUGUGAUGUCGUCAAUGGUGCGAGGGCACUGGGAUAUAACUCAUCAAGAAACAUGUACGCUACCGGUGUUUUCCCCUUCAAUUGGCAUGGUUAUAUCGAAGCAGAAGCAAGAGUUAGGAUUAUGACUUUGAUAUAUCUUGUAGAUUGUCAUUAUACUCUUUUCAAUAGGUAUCCACCCCGAUUAACGAUUGCCGAGAUGGUCGGUGAUAUGCCAUCCUCAGAAGAAGCAUUUGCCGCUACAGAUGCACUCGUCUGCGAAGGGUAUUUGUUAGGGACAAACGAGCAACCUCGAGCCGCUCUGGCAACCUCGGUGGAGUGGCUAAUGGGAGAUGAAUGGAAUCCAGUUCAUCAUUAUGGACUUACAACUCUCAAUUUGUUCACGUUCCUUAAUGCAUUAAAUACAACAAUCUUCCAACUUAAAGCGACGUCUCUUUGGGUCUAUAACUCCGCUCGUAUCGUCCAAGCUCUCGAUAGAUGGAAGAUUCUUUGGGAUAACUAUUUAAAACAAGUCGGGCCAGAUUUCACGAGAUCUGGAUUCUUUAAGAACUCUCUGGAAUUCUGGCAGCUUACUAAGUUACUACUCAAAACAGAAGGAACCACGGGCCAAAUAGGCCUCAGUGGAAAGGCCAAGAUAGUUAGCGAUUCGAUGACAGAAAUCAAUGCCUUGAUGGACAAAUUUCAAGGGGUCACCAUCUCUUGA
Botrytis fragariae is the source of this 2013-nucleotide messenger RNA. Its product is annotated as putative c2h2 finger domain protein. Gene Ontology annotation, biological process: DNA-templated transcription; regulation of transcription by RNA polymerase II. Lineage: Eukaryota; Fungi; Ascomycota; Leotiomycetes; Helotiales; Sclerotiniaceae. Gene Ontology annotation, cellular component: chromatin. The transcript is spliced from 4 exons. Gene Ontology annotation, molecular function: zinc ion binding; DNA-binding transcription factor activity, RNA polymerase II-specific; RNA polymerase II cis-regulatory region sequence-specific DNA binding. The coding region runs from base 1 to 2013 and encodes 670 amino acids. The record is from RefSeq and is a predicted model, not a curated record.